Molecule: messenger RNA, 2268 nt
Organism: Lottia gigantea (owl limpet)
Lineage: Eukaryota; Metazoa; Mollusca; Gastropoda; Lottiidae
Exons: 16
Biological process (GO): positive regulation of TOR signaling
Molecular function (GO): protein binding
Source: RefSeq, a predicted model, not a curated record
GAAGGACCAGUCAAUGCUAUUGCUUUAAAUAAAGAUGCUACAUUGUGUGUUGUUGCUGGCAGGACAGUAUUUCGAAUUGUUAGUGUUGAAGAAGAUGGGUUUGCUGAAAAAAUUAAUUUACGAGUUGGAAAGAAUAUCAAUUUAAAUUAUUGUGCUGCUGAUGUAGCGUGGAAUCAUCAUGAUGAGAGUAUUCUGGCAUCAGCUGCAACUAAUGGUUCCGUGGUUCUCUGGAAUCUGAAUAAACCAAACAGAUCAAAACAAGAAUGUGUAUUAACAGAUCAUAAGAGAACUGUAAAUAGAGUUAUCUUCCAUAAAUCAGAUGCUUCUAUCUUACUCAGUGGAUCACAAGACGGAACUAUGAAACUUUUUGAUAUAAGAAAACAUGCAGUAACUACAACAUUUAGUGGUAAGAUGUCUGAAAGUGUGCGAGAUAUUCAAUUCUGUCCAAAUCUAGGAUCUGGAUAUUUUAUUUUCGCUGCUGCCUAUGACAAUGGAAACAUACAACUAUGGGAUAUGAGGAUGUAUGAUAGAUGUAUUAAACAGUUCCCAGCUCACACCGGACCUACAUUUAGUAUAGACUGGCAUCCUGAAGAAAGAGAUUGGAUAGCUACUGCUGGCAGAGAUAAAAUGAUUAAGGUAUGGGAUACUAGUUCACAUCCAGAGAAAUUGGUGAAAUCUGUACAAACUAUAGCUUCUGUAGCCAGAAUCAAAUGGAGACCACAAAGAAAAUUCAACAUAGCUAGUGCCUCUUUAUUAUUAGAUCACAAUGUAAAUGUAUGGGCUCUAGGUAGACCUUAUGUACCCUUUGCUACAUUCAAUGGCCAUAAGGAUGUAGUUUCUUCAAUCAUCUGGUUAGAACCACAUAUGUUAUUUACUAGUGGUAAAGAUGGCUUUUUAAUGCAGCAUACUUUUAAAGAUGCCAAACGUCCUGCAGAUGAUGUUAUUCCUGCUGGAAUGGAUGUUGAUAUCUUUGGAAAUAUUUCUCAUGCGUUUGGUGACAGGAAUGGCACCAGUAAUCCUGAAGGUGGUAAACUGUCUUUUUUUACCAGUAAAACUCCAGAAAAGAAGAGUGAUUUGUUUACAGAAGCUCAUAGUUAUAUGUUUACUCAUAGAAACAGACAUAGAGAUGAAAACAUCUUUAUUGAAUGUGCCAAAGAAUAUAAAUUAUGUAAAAUGUCAUUUGAUAGUCUAUGUGAUCAUAAUGCAGGAAUAGCUAAAAAAUUCCACAUUCCACAGAUUGAACAUAGUUGGAAGAUGUUACAUGUAUUAUUUUGUAAAAAACAUUUAGAUCAUAAUUUAUCUAGUCUAACUGCUGACAAACAAGAUCUGGAUAAAGGGAAAUCUCCUCUAGGUGCUAAAAAAGAGAACCACUCAGGCAGUAGAACAGAAUUAAAUGGAAUAGACUCAGAAACAAAUAUUUCAGGUUGGAGUGAUGAAGACUCAGAAGGGGAAUAUUCAGAAUAUGAAAACACACUAUUGGCUAAUAUAGCUAGUGGUUUAACCAAUCAACAAGCAGAUUUUUUCUUUGGUGAUGGUGAACCAGAUAGAAAAGAUUAUGACACCCAUACCUCUAGUUUUGAUGUUUUAGCUCUGAAAGAUUACAAACUACCAUAUGAAGCUAUUCAAGUUCGUCAUGAAUUAAAAACAGUUUCACCUGAAGAUUUAGCAGCUGGUCAUCAGACUUUAAUUAAUGAACAGAAUAACUCUACUGAUAAUCACAUUUCACCAUCAGAAACCGAAGAUGAUAGUCUCAUCAGUAUACCUUGGAAACUAGAGGUCAACAAUGUAUCCAACAUUUCUACUGUAGUUAAUAUACUUAAACAGUUUGCUGAACAGGGUGAUGUACAGUCCACUGUUUCUAUGUUAAUUGUAUUAGGAGAUAAAAUAAGACAACAUAUAGAUAGUGAGUUACAAGAAACCUGGUUUUUAUCAUAUAUUGAACUACUAGGAUACUAUGAAUUAUGGACAGUAUCAGCAGAGGUUAUCAAGUUAUGUCAUCUGAGUUCAGUCAAUAGUUUAAACAGUCAAUCUACCACUAUACAUACCUACUGUUCACAAUGUAGUCGACCUUUAAUGAAAGCUGGCUGGUUAUGUGAAAAAUGUAAAACUGUCACCAAUAAAUGUAGUCUAUGUCAUCAGACAGUCAAGUUAAUGUACAUUUGGUGUCAAGGUUGCUGUCAUGGCGGCCAUAUUGAACAUAUUCAAGAUUGGUUUAUGAAAAAUAAGGAAUGUCCUACAGGUUGUGGUCAUCAUUGUGAAUAUACUUAG